Messenger RNA from Aspergillus melleus, 1101 nucleotides. Its product is annotated as FAD-dependent oxidoreductase. The transcript is spliced from 5 exons. Gene Ontology annotation, molecular function: D-amino-acid oxidase activity; FAD binding. Lineage: Eukaryota; Fungi; Ascomycota; Eurotiomycetes; Eurotiales; Aspergillaceae. The coding region runs from base 1 to 1101 and encodes 366 amino acids. The record is from RefSeq and is a predicted model, not a curated record.
AUGGCUACCCAGAAUAAUAUCGUCAUCCUGGGCGCCGGAGUCUCCGGACUCACCACCGCAUAUCUCUUAUCCAAGGAUGCAUCCAAUUCCAUCACCGUGGUCGCCAAGCACAUGCCCGGCGACUACGAUAUCGAAUACUGCUCUCCCUGGGCGGGCGCCAAUUACCUUCCAGUUGGAGUCCCUGGAAGCGCCCACGCCCGUUGGGAGCGAGAGACCUGGCCGGCCCUGAAAGAUCUGGCGGAGAACCACUUGGAUGCUGGAGUCCAUUUCCAAGACACAAUCGUGAACAAUCGUCAAAAAGAUCGUCAGACACCUACGGGAACGUGGUUUGCCGAACUGACGGAGAAAGAACCCUGGUAUAAAGAUGUCGUGCCCAAUUUCCGAAGCAUUCCCUCCGACCAACUCGCCCCCGGAGUGGACAAUGCAUCCACCUUCACCUCCGUCUGCAUCAACACAGCAGUCUACCUCCCAUGGCUAGUUGGCCAAUGCCGCAAAAACGGCACGGUCUUCAAACGUGGCGUGCUUAAACACAUCACCGAGGCCGCAGACGCCCACCACAGCGGCCAAAAGGCCGACCUAGUAAUCAACUGCACGGGGCUGUCGUCCAAAAAGCUCGGCGGCGUUAACGACGACACGCUGCACCCGGGCCGCGGACAGAUCGUCGUCGUGCGGAACGACCCCGGCGCGAUGGUCUCGAUCUCCGGGUGUGACGACGCGCACGACGAGCUCGUCUACAUGAUGACAAGGGCGGCGGGCGGCGGGACCGUCAUCGGCGGAUCGUAUCAGAAAGAUCAGUGGGAUCCGCUACCGGAUCCGAACCUGGCGGUGCGGAUCAUGAAGCGGGCCAUUGCGCUGCGGCCGGAGCUUGUGCGCGAGGGACAGGGCAUCGAGGGGUUGGAUAUCAUUCGGCAUGGGGUCGGUCUGCGGCCCCUUCGGGACGGCGGCCCGCGCAUAGAAGCCGAUAAGAUCGACGGGGUUGCUGUCGUGCAUAACUACGGCCAUGGAGGAUUCGGAUACCAGGCUUCGUACGGGUGCGCGGCCGAGGCAGUUAAAUUGGCCGGCGAGGUGCUGAGGCAGCGGAGAGGACGCGCUAAGCUGUAG